GUGUAAUACCGACAUGCGUGUUAUAUGGAUAAUCGGACUAUUAAUCGGCUCGGCUGUUGCCGACACCGCCCUUCUUAAUAAUAUGACUGACCAGUUGCUCCAAUCUGCACGAUCUUUGAUCCAACAAGACGCCAUAGACACGAUGAAGAUCCCUGACAUGAAUAAACAUUGGAAUUUAGUAAUAUCGGUUUUCAAGUUCAACGGGAUUCUCAGAUGUCGAGACGGAUGGGUCAAAUCCCCCAGUUCAAUAGAAAGGGCGAGCGAUGCGACCAUGACCACCAAGGGGGACAAAGUGACCCUGAACGUACUACUCGGAUUCGGCAAUUUGGAGUUCGGCUUCAGAUCGUGCAACGUCAAAACUUACGGAAAGACAUGGCUGGAGAACAACAUUACGUCGAAGGCCUAUACGACAAUCUACUCCAAUUCGGUCGAACUCCAGUUAUCGCUCAAAGGCCACGGUGCCCAGUGCGUCGCCUCCGUAGAUCACAUCGUCCUUAAAAACCUAGGAAAUCUUAACAUUCACAUCGGCGGUCAUUACUUCUAUGAGCUAGAAGAACAGAUCAAAAACUGGACUGUAGGUCACUUUCAGGACUAUGUCGUCGAUUCGAUCGUUGAGAAAUUAAGUGAUGCCGCCCGUUGCUCCAUUUCAAAAUUAGACUUGUGCUCAAAAAUUCCACCCUUAUCACGUAAUUAAUCCAAAACUUUAUACGUAGUGUCUUAUGAGAUUUAUAGAUGUAUAUUAAAAAAGCAUAAACAUGGAAUACGAGUUAAA
Molecule: messenger RNA, 772 nt
Organism: Cimex lectularius (bed bug)
Lineage: Eukaryota; Metazoa; Arthropoda; Insecta; Hemiptera; Cimicidae
Exons: 2
Coding region: 14-694 (226 amino acids)
Source: RefSeq, a predicted model, not a curated record